UUCUUUCUUUCUUGACUUGUUGAUUCUUAUCUUGCGUGCAUAGUUGGCUCGUUGUAAUUAAGAGCUAUUUUGAUUAAAUAUUUUAUAAGCCUUUGAAACAUAUUGUGCUUUAUAAUAAUAACUACUUUUCAAUGCCUCGCAAACCAUGUUAUUGGACGCGAAAGUUAGAAUUAGAGUUAGUUGCGUUUGUUCGAGAAAGGGAUUACAUAUGGCGCCCCGUCGGCAACACAAAUCACCAUAUUCAGCAGAAAUACAAAGCUUACGCUGAGUUUGCAGCUAGACUGGGCCGUGGAUUUACUGCUCGCUCUGUCCGUGAUCGCUGGGUGAACAUCAGAAGUACUUUCAACCACAAUCAUCGCAGAGUGGAAAGGUCCAAGCUCAAAGCGAACACUGCGGCUGACAUAUACGUUCCAUGCUGGCCUUUGUGGAAGCCCUUGCAGUUCUUAAAAGAUGUUUGUAAGCGGGAAGAUCUGAAUUAUGAGAAAUUUGAACCUGCUGCCAGUGAUUUCAAAGAAUUCUCAAGUAUUCAAGUUAAAGAAGAACAACAGUCAGAAUUAGAAAAUGAUUUUGAAUUAAAUAUUCGCCAGAGAAGCCAGCGCACAGAUAGACCACUUCGCAAACCAAGAGUUAUGAAAAAAAGCAAUAGAAAAUCAAAAUGCAAGCAGGUUAUCGAUGACCUUCUCAUGGCUAUGAAGCCUAUGGUUUCUGAACCAUUGCCAGAUCAGAGCUACUGGUUUUUCGGAAAACAUAUUACGGAAAGACUGAAUUGUAUGAGGAGGAUUGAUGCUGAAAGUGCAUGUCAUGACAUCUUGAAUCUGUUAAAUGAAUGGCAGCAAGAUGAUCCAACGUAAAAUGUCAUUGUCUUGAUUUGGUCUUGAAUUUACUCUGUGGGUCCAGUCUAAAACAAACUAUAAAAGUCAAAGUCUACAGUGGAGUUUUAGGCUUUUUUUCUUGUCAAAAGAUGUCUAAGGUUGUUGAUCUUUCUGCAUUCAAAUUCGUGUUAGUGACUUGGAAUUUUGAAGUGUUAUGACUCAUAACAAUAGGACAUAUUGGAAUGGUAUUAUCACCAGUCAAAUCUAUAAUUUCACCCAACUUGGUAUGUUUGAUCUAGUUGACUUAACUUCAAAAGUUUGUAUUAACUUGUCUAUUGUGUAUUCUGGGAAAGAAAUGGCAUUAUUUUAUUUAUUUAUUUGUAUCAAGCGUCUUGGGUCUAUAGAAAAUAUUAUAACAUUAAAUUAUAUACUAAUACAUAUUUUAUAUAAAGAACUUUUGACUGUGAUGUGUUAGUAAGCUGGUUCGUGGGUAAUUGGGUAUCAAGGCAUUGAAGGAAUGAAGACAGGUUUGGUCUUUGUCUGGUCCAGCACAUUCUCAAUUGUUUGAAACCACAGCAAUUCUAUGCAGGGUAGUAGUGGUUCAAUAUCAAGUGUAGUAUGUACAUACUAUACCUAUAUAUGUAGGUAUAUAUUAUAUCCACUAAAUCUAUUAUUUUGCUUUGAAUGUAUGAUGAUGCAAUUCAUUUGAGAUCUUAAAGAAAAUUAAAUUGUUUAGAGGUGUUGUUGUUCGAGAAAAUAUUUGUGACAUAUUCUGGCUAUGUUUGUACUUGGCAGCGUUUAGUCAAGUAUAUCAAAACUCUGAGUAGAAAGUUCUAGAGUAGUGUCUUGAAAAGUUGUUUAAAAGAAAGCUUGAGGGUAAUUAUUGGUAAAAGUUGUAGUUAGGAGUCAAGGAUUUUUUUUAUUGUAUUCAGUCUUGCAGUUGGUUUAUGUUUGUCGCUCUCACACAUGUUCUUUGUUAGUUUAUCAGCUGUGUUGCUCAGUUGCGACAGCAAACUUAAAUAUAAAAAAUGAAAACCCAAAGAAACGCAAAACUAUAUUUGCUAUCAGUAUAUAUUGUGUCUUGAAUUACUAUUUCCUUUCUGAAUGUGAAGAAAAUUAAUUUUCGAUCAUAGGACUUGCACAUGGAUCAAAUAUAUAUAAGAAACAAAUUUUGGUAAAAUUAAAUUCACUUCAUACUGUAUCCAGACUUACACCCAAUUGCACCAGGAUCGCCAUUUUGUGAGGUAGUAAACCCUCAACGUAAAAUAAGUAUCGGGUGUACAAUAAGCUUAAAAAUUCGCUGUGGGUUAGCAUCUCCCUGCGCAAAUAUAAUAUCACCAGAAUCAACUACAAUACUACUACACAGCUAAUUAUGGCUAGGUGCAAUUAUUUUAAUAAACUUAUAUUAAAAUGUGAUUUAUACGUUACAUUUUUAAUAUAAAGAUUACAAUAAAACUUGUGAUGUGUGUAGACAAAAUAAUAGAAAUAAACUAAAAUCUACCUAUAUUAUUAACGUACAACAUAUUUACAUACAUACAAACGAUUAAACCUAAUUAUAACUAUAGUCUUCUCAAAGUUUUUUGGAUAUUUUGUUUAUUAAUGCCUGUGUCUCGUCCAUUAUAUGUACAUAUAGUCCACAGGCUCAGUCACAAUGUAUUGCGCACUAAACACUACCACUUCCCCGUCAGGGUGUGAUGUUGGGCUUGCCAACCUUCCGACAGGCAGGGUCCUUAGGUGUUGAUGAGGGUAGACGUGUUAAUAAAACAACAGAACUACAUAUUUAGGUAUAGUCAAGGCAACCAAUACCUACUAAGAAGUGCACACCUUUAUUGAAUAUACUACGCUAUUUAUACAAAGGAAAAGCUACGUGCUUAUCUUAACUAAUUACUAUCUUAUUAAAUAUCUUAUUCUGUACGAGGCAUUCCUAUCGUCUACUUAUCUUAACAUUAUCAAUACUAACUAAUCACUACGUGAUCAUAGACCACACCACAUCACCCUUCCAAAGGAAAAAAAUAAAAUAAAUGCAUACUUUUUUUUUUUCACCUUUUACAAUAUAACUUAGUCCUAUUUUUAUGCACUACUUUAUCUACAUUCGACUUAUCCUUAAUUACAACAUUUGGUGAUUCAUCCUUGACAACCACAAACGGUCCGUCAUAUACACAAUCUAAUUUGGUACCCGUUUCAUUUUUAAUUAACACCAAAUCACCUUCUUUAUAAG
Molecule: messenger RNA, 3030 nt
Organism: Helicoverpa zea (corn earworm)
Lineage: Eukaryota; Metazoa; Arthropoda; Insecta; Lepidoptera; Noctuidae
Exons: 3
Coding region: 132-851 (239 amino acids)
Source: RefSeq, a predicted model, not a curated record